UUGGUCCAAUGCCAAUGGGUCCUCCUUAUGGUGUAAUGCCUAACUCGUUAAAUGGAAUGAAUAGUAUGCAGAUUCCAAUUGGACAAGGUCAUCCUCCACCACAAACACACGUAAUGGCUCCACCAAUGCAAAACAUAUAUUUUGUUUCUGCUGAUAACCAACCUAUGCCAUCACAGCAACAGAUAUUGUCUGCAGGUGGUGUGGUAAAUCAAACAAAUAAUAUAUUUAGAGGUAAUAUGCAAAUACCUAUUCAACAACAACCUCAGCAGGUUAACAAUGACAAUAAUAAUAAUGGUCUUGUUCCUGGAAUGAACAUUCCUACAAUGGCAGGUGAUGAUGAUCAAGAAAUCAUUGCUCACUAA
Molecule: messenger RNA, 362 nt
Organism: Racocetra persica
Lineage: Eukaryota; Fungi; Glomeromycota; Glomeromycetes; Diversisporales; Gigasporaceae
Source: the annotation of a GenBank genome assembly